This is a messenger RNA of Lodderomyces orthopsilosis Co 90-125, 786 nucleotides long. RefSeq lists its product as uncharacterized. Lineage: Eukaryota; Fungi; Ascomycota; Pichiomycetes; Serinales; Debaryomycetaceae. The record is from RefSeq and is a predicted model, not a curated record. The coding region runs from base 1 to 786 and encodes 261 amino acids. The transcript has a single exon.
AUGCCGUUGGUGUUGGAGAUUACAGGCACCAAUUUAAAAGCAGGUGUGGCGGACUCUACUCGUCCAGAAGUUCUUCCAGUGAAGUAUCAUCACUAUAAACAUUUGCAUCGUUUUCCACCUAAUUAUCACCUCAAUGGCCAUUCGAUAACCCAAGAACAAAAAAAUGAAAUUGUCAAGAAUCUAUCACCCAAGUUUCAACAAGAGGUAAAAGAGUAUGAGAAGUACUUGGGUCAUUUUCUACCCUUGAUGAAUGAAGCCUUUCCUGUGCAUUUUAUUCGAAAACUUGUCCAUCAGAUACUAUUUCAGUACCUGUUGAUCGAUGACUCGAUGUUUGUUGUGGACCACAAUUAUUCUGAAAACUUUAAAAGUGUGAUACGUGACACUUUGAAGGGGUUAAGAGUACAAGAGAUAUUUUUCCUACCGUGUUCAGUGUUGGCUUCCAUAGGUGCAAAUGAGAGAGAUGUCUUGGUAAUUUACUUUACAAUGGAGUGUGUGAAAAUGUACGUUGUAAGUGAUUUAAGAGAAAUUACCAUCAGAGAGGACUCAAGAGUAAACUUGCUAAACAAAGGCGAUCACCAUGAUAUUAUUCAGGAAUUGAUUGAUGAAGUGAUUGAGAAAUCACCAAUCGAUUUAAGGAGAAAACUACGAGAAAGAAUUGUAGUAUUGAGUGACGAUAGUAAUGAGUAUAUUCAAUUUGACUUGACCCCUGAAAAGCAACAAUUUCAAUCUCGACAAAGUGUGGGUUGUUGGAUAGCCUGUGCUUUGUACGCACAGACCAUGGACUAG